Molecule: messenger RNA, 1080 nt
Organism: Sclerotinia borealis F-4128
Lineage: Eukaryota; Fungi; Ascomycota; Leotiomycetes; Helotiales; Sclerotiniaceae
Source: the annotation of a GenBank genome assembly
AUGUGUAUUGUCUUAGCAACUACGGCGCAUCCUUCCUAUGCACUCAUCAUUCUUGAUAAUCGAGAUGAAUUCAUUCUUCGACCGACCAGCAAACCGCACUGGUGGUCUUCCCAACAUCAAGAAAUACUAUCAAGUCGAGACCUACAACGCGAUGAACAGGGAACAUGGUUAGGGAUUACGAAAACAGGAAAUUUUGCAGUUCUUACCAAUUAUCGCGAAACAGACACCCACGAUAAGGACCAUCCUGUACAAGGGACAAGGAGUAGAGGUGGUAUGGUUACGGCUUGGUUAACGGCAGAGAACGACGAGAGCACCAAACAAUUUGUACACAGACUAUUGGAUGGCGAGGGAGUAAAAGGUGUCGGCGGGUUCUCGUUGGUAUGCGGAAAAUUGCGAAAAGAGAGAUCCUCUGACGACCAAAUGGAGCCUCUGGCAAUCAUUUCAAAUAGAAGUGGAACUCCAGACGAGGUUCCAUGGGUGGCUGCCAGAAGAGGGGAGGUUUAUGGUUUAAGCAACACUUCGUACGACGACCCAAUAACUUGGCCCAAGGUUAAGUCUGGCAAGGAAAAGGUAAUGGAGGCUGUACAAGAGGCGAUACAAACCGAUCUUGGGGAAGAGGAUCUGGUCAAGAAAUUGUACGCCAUUCUAGAUAUUGAUACACUCCCGAAGCAAGAUGACAGCCAAGAUUUCGAGGAGUAUAUCUAUCAGCUUCGAAAGUCAAUCUUCAUACCUACAAUCGGUCAUGCAACUCCACCUUCAGAAAUUCCAAAUGCAGACGAAAUUGCGGCUGCUGUCGGAAAGGCAUCAACAUCACACGAAGAUUUGGGCGUCGAAGUUAAGGGGGAGCAGAUCAAAGAUAAAGAGGAGCAAAGACCCACACCCGAAAACAAUAAUGUUAUAUCUGGCGUUUAUGGUACACAAAGGCAGACUAUCAUCCUCGUAGAUUGGGAAGGGCAUGUUACGUUUAUAGAGCGUUCAUUGUUUGACGAGAGAGGCAGCCCGAUAGAAAGAGGUCAAGCUGAUAUGAAGUUUGAGUUCAAUAUUGAGGGAUGGAAUGGGGAAAACGAAAAAUUACGUUAA